Sphaeroforma arctica JP610 is the source of this 2720-nucleotide messenger RNA. RefSeq lists its product as hypothetical. NCBI's taxonomy places the organism in Eukaryota, Ichthyosporea, Ichthyophonida. The record is from RefSeq and is a predicted model, not a curated record. The transcript has a single exon. The coding region runs from base 262 to 1914 and encodes 550 amino acids.
UUACACUCGUGAGAAAAAGACUACACAUAAAUACAUGUUCGUACAAUCAUACAGACAAAUCGUGAUUUUUGGCAAUGCCCUACGAAUAGUACUUCUGAUUACUUGACUUGAUUGUAAACUACGAAUAACGUCUUUAAUGUUACAAACCUAUUCAUUAAACACCAGAUACACGCUCAGCAUUACCUCAUUUGUUUCGUGUAGUAUCGCGAUCAACUUUGUGCUGCACUUCGGCAGCUCGAAUAAUUAUAGGUUAAUUUUUCGAUGACCGCUACAAAGGUGCUUGUAACUCCACUAUCCGGCGUAGGUAAGACGGGAAAAUAUGAGCGGACAAAUGACGUACAUCCCGUUAUCAAUAAAUACGAUAAGUUCAGUGACCAUGAUCCACUAGCGGACACGGCAUUGCCAUGGUUGAAAGCAAGCGCUGAAACGGAACUCUCAACUGCCGGCGUUGAGAAGAAAUGCGCCAAACAAGACCAAAGCCCUACAUCUCUGCACCCUGCCAGGUUAGAAUCUGGGCUCAGUGCUUCUAUCGAGGUGUUGCACGAUGACAUGCCUGUUGUGGCUAAAAAUAAUAAGGCUCCAUUGAAGACACCGGAUAUAUUGCCGGUGGUCGAACCAUCCCGUCGCAUACCGAGUAUCGCCGAAGAGCUUCUCGUAGCGAAGCGCGAAAAUCAGAUCCGGUAUGCAGUGUGCGCCGCUUUCCGAAAGGUUCCCAAGAAGCCUUCGAAGUUCACGAAGUUGGAACGCAGGCCGUUUCGCUACAGUGAUGAUCUACAGAUGCAUGUCAAAAAACAAGCGUGGCACAUCUGUCGCGCGACGAAGCUAUACAUCGACUGGUGGAGGACAGCUUAUUUUACAGGUGGUUCUGAUGUGUUCUGCGCUCUCUUUUGUGACUUGCGGUUACGCAGAGGAAUUGAUGGUAUAGCGCUGGACCACAUCAAAGAGAUGUCACGUGUAUCUUUAUUCGAGGGUGUGGUUAGCCUCAAUAACAGUUCCCGCGUGCGAGUUAACGCACCGGCCGAUACUUACAGCGAUGAAGACGAGACAAAGAUUGACUAUAUUGAACGUUCGAAUGAGCAUAUAGACGGUGCGUGGACGACUGAAAAGGAAUACGAGUCACGCCAUUUACCUUUAGAGGUUAGGAAUGCUAAGAAUGUCCAGGCUAAACGAAGCUUUUCCGGGGGCCCUACCCUGAAGGUCAUCACACUGAAGCGCAGCAACUCUGCGAGCCGUACCAGGUCUAACACCGUGGCAGACGUAGUUUCGAAAAGGCAGCACAAUCAAUACGGGCACACCACGGGAAGCGGCAGUACAGCAUCGGGCAGUACGUCGAAAGGCAGUAACGGGAGUUAUGGAAAGAGUGUCAUGAAGACUAUCAAAGACAAGACGACGAAGGCUACAGGUGUUAAGAGUAUCAAGAAAGGCGUACGCGUGAUUGAGCGCGCCACGCGUGCCUCAGUGAGGGCGGCGCCGCAAGCCAUGUUUGGCCUGUCGCGCGUGCGAACGAAUUCCGGUUCUGGAAACAGUAGAACCAGUACCGAUGAAUCUGUCACGUCGCGCGAGCGGAUUUCGACGCGCGUUGAUGACACGCUCGCGCUGCGGGCGACAGCAAGUUACGAGAGUGGUUUCGCUGCGCUCGAAGAGCGCUUUGGGCAUCGUGAAGAGUUCUGUUGGGAUCGGCGUGGUAGGGCUGAUAGCUGUUAUGAUGAAUAUGGUGGCUGUAGUGGGCGGUCAGGCGGGGGUAUGUACCAUGUUGGAGAGCGAGAGCGAGAUGGUCUUUUCCGGGGUGAGGUCGUGGAUUACGACUGGACCACAAGUAUAGGUUUAUAUCGCGUCGCGAGUGUGCACCAUUCGGGUGAUGAUUUUGAUGGCACUGCGGAUGAUGACGGGGAAGCCGUAUACACGGACCUUUGAAGUUUAUAUAUGUACAAACAAUAGAUACGAUAAUGUGGCACUCUUAUUGGAUGGCAGGGCACUAUGGGGACAACCGAUCUACAUACUAAUUUUAAUUGUGUUGUAUGACAAAUAUCGCAUCAACCAUAAGGAAGUCUACAUGCGACUUCGAGUAAUAUUACUUCAAAGAAUAGGAGGCAAAAUAUGUGUCAUACUAUCCUUUAAUAGCAAACGAUGGACAUUCGCUUGUAGGCGUGUUUGCAUUGGAGCUAUCCAGUGUAUGAGCAAGAAAGAUGGUGCUGAAGUCACCACUUUGAAUUAAAUACAGCUCUUUUUUACUAUCAUGUUGAGCUACUGAUUUCAGGCAAUAACUGUGUAUAAACAGGCGUAGGCAACACGCCCAGUGUAUGGUAUUCUUUUUUUCAAUACAUUGAUCACGAUUAGUUAGUGGUUGACACACACGCCCAGAGGGGAAACAAACAUGUACCUCAUAUUUACUUUGUAACAUCAUAUCCCGCCGCCAGGGGGUUUCUUACUUUUUCUCCAGGUAAGCGAGAGAGUGAAUUAAAUUCCAGGCUUCAAUGCGUACGGGCCUACAGGAAAACGGUUUACGUUAAAAGACAAAUACAUAAACUCGAGCGAGCAGUUUAUUUAUCUUUUUUACGUUUAAAAAAGAGUACAUAAUUAAAAUACGUCAUUUUUAAUUUUAAUUCCCUCUAAAUAUGCCUCCUAAUUUUUUUUUAACAAAAUGGAUUUUUAUUUUGAGAAAUCCUAAUCUUGCCCAAUAAAAUUAAAAAAUUGGGGGGUUUUGUUUCAACAAAUUCAAA